Messenger RNA from Erinaceus europaeus (western European hedgehog), 1003 nucleotides. RefSeq names its product glutathione S-transferase A4-like. NCBI's taxonomy places the organism in Eukaryota, Metazoa, Chordata, Mammalia, Eulipotyphla, Erinaceidae. Gene Ontology annotation, biological process: glutathione metabolic process; xenobiotic metabolic process. The record is from RefSeq and is a predicted model, not a curated record. The transcript is spliced from 7 exons. Gene Ontology annotation, molecular function: glutathione transferase activity. The coding region runs from base 13 to 795 and encodes 260 amino acids.
GGCCAAUCACGGAUGAUGGGCGUGUCUAUAGUGACAAAAACUCCAGAGAUUGGGAUAUCUUUAAUGCCUGGUUACUUCCUGGAAGCACGUUGCCGGCAGGGGUGUGGAAACCCUGAAACAGAAGCUAUGGUGGCCAAACCCAAGCUCUACUACUUUCAUGGCAGGGGCAGGAUGGAGUCCAUUCGCUGGCUGUUGGCUGCAGCUGGAGUGGAGUUUGAAGAAGAAUUUCUUGAAACAAGAGAACAAUAUGAGAAGCUGCAGAAUGAUGGGCACCUGCUUUUUGGCCAGGUCCCUCUGGUUGAAAUUGAUGGAAUGAUGCUGACUCAGACUAGAGCCAUCCUCAGCUACCUUGCUGCCAAGUACAACUUGUACGGGAAGGACCUGAAGGAGAGAGCCAGGAUUGACAUGUAUGCAGAUGGAACCCUGGACCUGAUGCUAAUGAUUGCAGGAACUGCUUUUAAGCCCCCGGAAGAAAAAGAGACAAAUCUUGCUUCAAUCCUGGAGAAAGCUAAAACCCGUUACUUGCCUGUGUUUGAAAAGGUUUUAAAAGACCAUGGAGAAAAUUUUCUUGUUGGUAACAAUUUCAGUUGGGCAGACAUACAAUUGUUGGAAGCUAUCUUAAUGGUGGAGGAACUUGAUGCCUCUAUUCUUUCUGACUUCCCUCUGCUAAAGGCCUUCAAAACAAGAAUCAGCAACAUGCCUACAAUUAAGAAAUUUCUGCAGCCCGGGAGCCAGCGGAAGUCUCCCCCAGAUAGUCACUAUGUGAAAGUCGUUAGGGACGUUCUGCAGUUCUAACAGCAGGCAGGCCUUACAAUGAAUACAAUAAUGACAAGAUCACUUCAACAUAUGCCACUAAUCCAAGAAAACUAGAUUUUAGAAGUGUCCAAAAAUGACAGAUCCAUAAUGCUAUCAAUAGCAAACACUGAUUAAAUGCAAUAUGAAACCAUCCUGAUGCAUGGAUUAUUUAAAAAAUAAAACCCAAUAAAAAUAAAUAAAACAUCAA